Oppiella nova is the source of this 519-nucleotide messenger RNA. NCBI's taxonomy places the organism in Eukaryota, Metazoa, Arthropoda, Arachnida, Sarcoptiformes, Oppiidae. The record is from the annotation of a GenBank genome assembly.
GUCCUCGUGAAUAACUUAGGAAAUUUAAACAUUAAUUGCGAGUUUUGGGAUAAUGGCUGUCAGGAAGUGAUAAAGUUAGAGGACCUCAUACAACACACCGCCAUCUGUGAGCACAAUGAGGCAAAACGUCCGAAAGCGUGUGACGUAUGCUAUUGUGACAAAACACGUGAUCACGACUGCGUAAAAGCACUACUCGUAGUCAAGUGUAGCGCGAAUAUCGAAAUAGAUUUCUUACGUAAAACGGUGACAGAUAUGGAAAGUGAGAAAGAUCACAUGGUGAUCGACGAGAAUUGCAAAAAUAAAGACGAUGCUGCAAUUGAUACUACUCAAUGGCCUGAAGAUUUGCCUGGUUCUCAUUACUGUCCUAUGUUGGAAAGGGAGGGUGGGCUACAAGUAUUGAUGGAUUUAAUUAAGAGGACAGAUGUGACGCGAGAUAUCAAAAUGUUAGCGGCCUUAACAUUAUAUCAGUGCGAGUUGGCUAAAACUGACCAUGCUGAAAUUAAUAGUAACCUAGAUUAG